Molecule: messenger RNA, 1155 nt
Organism: Cucurbitaria berberidis CBS 394.84
Lineage: Eukaryota; Fungi; Ascomycota; Dothideomycetes; Pleosporales; Cucurbitariaceae
Exons: 2
Coding region: 1-1155 (384 amino acids)
Biological process (GO): tRNA wobble position uridine thiolation
Cellular component (GO): cytosol
Molecular function (GO): tRNA binding; sulfurtransferase activity
Source: RefSeq, a predicted model, not a curated record
AUGCCAGGCAAACACGUCGCAGGCGCUACGGCUGAGCCUUGCCGCAGGUGCAAGGACAACAUCUCAGUUCUUGUAGUGCGGUCGGAGCCACUUUGCCACGACUGCUUCGCCAGAUAUGUGCACACAAAAUGUAUCAAACGUUUAGAGACUUUCCGUGUAAAUUUCGCCGCCGAGGACCAACGGCGUAGGAUUUUGUUACCUCUCUCUUUUGGAGUUGCCUCAACCACUCUACUUCACAUCUUAGACCUGCACCUCAAAACGCAGAGGAGCAAGACUGGCCGUACUGGCUUCGUUAUACACGUGAUAUCGAUCCAGGACCCCGAGGAAUCCCUCCCCACCGACAGGCUACUCGAAAAAACUCGGGAAAACUAUCCGGAUCAUCAGUAUGCGUCGCUGCCGCUGCACGAUGUGUUUCGCCUUAUUCCAGACGAUGCAUCUCUUCGAGACUUGGUACCAGAGCCAACAGGAAAGCAAAACCUGGCUCCUGGGGAAUAUCUCGCACAUUUGAUCGACUCACUCACUUCAGCCACGGCUCGUGCAGAUGUUCUUACCACUCUCCGGACGAGACUGAUUGUCGAGCAUGCUAGGCUGAAUGGAUGCGAAAGCAUUCUUUGGGGCGACAGUACAACCAGACUGGCCGAGAAGACUCUUGCCGAGACUGCAAAAGGCCGAGGAUUCUCCCUCCCAUGGCAGACAGCGGACGGCCUGACACCCUUUGGCAUGAACUUCCACUAUCCACUGCGCGACGUUCUCAAAAAAGAGCUAGUUGCGUACAUCAACAUGUCAGAGAAUAAACUAGCUUCACUUGUACACGAGUCUUCACCGGGCGCCACGCAAGCCUCCAUGAGCUCAAAGAACACUACAAUCGACGACCUCAUGAAGCAGUAUUUUGAGUCUGUCGAAGAGAACUUUCCGAGCAUAGUUUCAAACGUUGUCCGCACCGCAGGAAAGCUUGAGAUAGCAGCAAGCACAACUUCAGAUCUACACUGCAGUCUUUGCAGCAUGCCUGUACCAGGUGGGCGAUUUGGCAUUCAUGGGUGGGGCGGCGAUCAGCAAGAUGGAAUUGAUGUCCAGUCCGCGGAGGGUAGCAGCAGGCUUUGCUACGGGUGCACAAGGUCGAUCCCUCAGGCUUCUAGAAAAGCAAAUGGCACUUGA